AUGCCGCCGCUGCCGCCGCCGCAGGCGAACGGGGGGAAGGUGACCCCGAACCUGGCGAUGGACGCCGAGGCCACGCGCAUGCUCAACCUCACAGUCCUCCAGCGCCUGGACCCCGCCGUCGAGGACAUCCUCAUCACCGCCGCGCACGUCACGCUCUACGACUUCAACAUCGACCUCAACCAGUGGAGCCGCAAGGACGUGGAGGGGUCGCUGUUCGUCGUCAAGAGGAACUCCCAGCCGAGGUUCCAGUUCAUUGUCAUGAACAGGCGCAACACUGAUAAUCUGGUGGAGGAUCUAUUAAGCGAUUUUGAAUAUGAACUUCAGCCACCAUAUUUGUUGUACCGAAAUGCUGCCCAAGAAGUAAAUGGUAUUUGGUUUUAUAACCAGCAUGACUGUGAAGCUGUCGCAAGCCUUUUUGGAAGAAUACUGAAUGCUUAUGCAAAAGUGCCUCCAAAACCAAAAGUACCUACCGCAAAAAGUGAGUUUGAAGAACUGGAGGCUGUUCCGACAUCUGCUGCUAUAGAUGCCCCCCUUGAACCUCCGCUGUCAUCCCCUGCUCUAGUUUCUGAUGCACCUGAAGAAUCACUGGUUAAUUACUUCAUCGCUGCUGCUAGCAUUGGGAGUGUAUCAAGUGCACAAAUGGCUGCCAGAGCACAUCCAUCAACUGAGGCCGUCGCAUCUUCCCAUGUGCCGCUGAUUGUUCCAUCUGCUACUCCAACACAUCAAAUACCUCAUCCUUUAGGGGGUUCAUCAGCUCCACCACUUCCCCUCCAUGACACAAAUCUGCAUGCCAGCCAUUCUGCAAAUCUUCAAACACCAGCUUUCUUUGCACCUCCAUCACCUUCUUCAACAUCUGUGGCACCACCGGCUUCAUCCAUGAUGCCUACAGCACCGCCUCUUCAUCCAACUUCAACAGCUGCUCAACGUCCUCCAUAUGGCACUCCCUUACUCCAACCUUUCCCCCCACCGUCUCCACCUCCUUCCCUGACCCCUGCACACAAUGCACUUGUUAUUUCGAGGGAUAAAGUUAAGGAUGCCCUCCAGAGACUUGUUCAGAAUGAUGAGUUCAUCGAUUUGAUAUAUCGUGAGUUGCAAAAUGCGCACAUGUAG
Molecule: messenger RNA, 1110 nt
Organism: Miscanthus lutarioriparius
Lineage: Eukaryota; Viridiplantae; Streptophyta; Magnoliopsida; Poales; Poaceae
Source: the annotation of a GenBank genome assembly